ACCCGGGCAGCGCCUCCCUCUGAGGCCGAGAUAAGACAUGGCUCCUCCCCCGGAGCGUCCGCGCUGUCUGCGGCUACAGCAACAAGAAAAGAGAAGAAAAGAGAAGAGAUGUUGGAAGACAGAAAGAGGGAAGUAGAGAGAAACUCAGCCUGUCACUAACUAACCGGACAUUUAGCAGCUGCCCAUGAAUAAAAAGCCCUCUACUUUUGGUCGGAGCCUCUUCGGCCGUCGCUGAAGAAGAGCGCGAGCGCCCGGGGUCCUGGUUCAACAUCCGACAGCAUGGCUGGAGGCGAAGACGGAAACUUUUCAGCCAGAGAGAGAAGGCCGAAGUUUGGAAGACAAACGUCUUUAUCCCAAAGCAUCCGAAAAAAUGCCGCUGAGUGGUUCGGCGUCGGUGAGGACUGUGAGACGAAGCAGCAGGUAUGGCACAGGAAGAGCCUGCGCCACUGCAGUCAGCGCUACGGCAGGCUAAAGGCCCAGUACAGGGAACCAGAGACGGCCUCCACACUGGACCAGAAUCCAGACUCUCCGGCCACCAGCAGGCUGCCAAGGAUCGUUGACCCCCUGGCACGAGGCAGGGCUUUCCGUUACCCAGACGAGAUGGACGGUGGUUUACCCAGAACCCCCCACACAACCCACGGGGGGCCCUUCACGCCCGGAGUCGCCUCACUGAGCUCCUUCACCAGCCAGCGCUCCGGAUACAGCCGCUUCCCCAGACGGAAGAGGGAGUCUGUGGCCCGGAUGAGCAUCAGAGCUGCUUCCAACCUGCUGAGGGGCCGUAGUGGGUUGGCAGGCUCUGUCCGCAGCGUCCCCAGGAGGAGCUUCAUGAGGCCCAGCUGGGUGGAGGAGGACACUGUAGACUCAGGAGACAUGUCUUCCUCACUUUUCUUCAGCAAGGUCGAUGCUCAUGAGGAGAUGUACUCCAUGGCUGACGACGUGUUUGAAUCCCCUCCCAUGUCGGCCUCUCUUGCGUCCAACGAGCAGCUGGACCAGAAGUUCCCCAGCCUCAGUAAGGACGAAGUAAGGAUGAAGACCCCCACCCCAGUGCCUGAAAAGGCCCCCCCUCACCGCGGCCGACGCAUCGCUUCUCAAGUCAAGCAUUUUGCGUUUGACAAAAAGAAGCGACACUACGGCAUGGGCGUGGUGGGGAAGUGGUUGAACCGAAACUACCGACGCAGCCUUAGCAGCAACGUCCAGAAGCAGCUGGACGACUUCCAGAGCAAAAGGCCCUACUUUACCUACUGGAUAACAUUUGUCCACAUACUCAUCACGCUGCUGUCCUGCUGCACCUAUGGUUUUGCCCCUGUGGGGUUUUCACAGCACUCCAAAACAGAACUGGUACUAAAGAACAAAGGCAUUUAUGAAAGUGUGAAGUUUAUCCAACAAGAGAACUUCUGGAUCGGACCGAGCUCUGAGGCUCUAAUCCACCUCGGGGCCAAGUUCUCUCCAUGCAUCCGAAGGGACGUGCAGAUAGUCGCUAUGAUCCAGAAAGACAAAGAUCUGGAAAGAGAGUCUGGUUGUUGCAUUCAGAAUGACGACUCUGGAUGUGUGCAAACCCUCAGUAGCGACUGCUCGGAAACACUGGCCACCUUUCAGAAAUGGACCAAUGAGAGUGUGGACAUCAACAGGUCUUCUGGGUCCGUGUGUCACCAGGAUCCAAGAGUGUGUGAAGAGCCAGCCUCCCAGUCGCCUCAUACGUGGCCAGAUGACAUCACCCAGUGGCCGGUCUGCACAUUACCCAGGACGUGGAACAGCACAGGCUACAGACACAUGGACUGUACUAUUAAAGGGCGGCCCUGCUGCAUAGGCACCAAGGGCAGAUGUGAGAUCACCACCAGAGAGUACUGCGAUUUCAUGCAUGGUUACUUCCAUGAGGAGGCCACUCUCUGCUCACAGGUCCACUGUUUGGACGAUGUCUGCGGUUUGCUGCCCUUCCUAAAUCCAGAGGUUCCUGAUCAGCUCUACCGACUGUGGCUAUCCCUCUUCCUCCAUGCUGGGCUCCUUCACUGUGUGGUGUCAGUGGUGUUCCAGAUGACCAUACUGAGAGACCUGGAGAAGUUGGCAGGAUGGGCGCGUAUCUCCAUCAUCUACAUCUUCAGUGGCAUCACCGGUAACCUCGCCUCCGCCUUAUUCCUGCCCUACAGAGCAGAGGUGGGUCCGGCCGGCUCCCAGUUCGGACUCCUCGCUUGCCUCUUCGUUGAGCUUUUCCAAGGUUGGCAGAUGCUGGAAAAGCCAUGGAAGGCUUUCCUCAAACUCCUGGGCAUCGUGUUCUUCCUCUUCCUGUGCGGCCUUCUCCCUUGGAUCGACAACAUCGCCCACAUCUUCGGCUUCAUCGGCGGCCUGCUGCUUUCCUUCGCCUUCCUGCCCUACGUCACCUUCGGGACCUUUGACAAAUACCGCAAGCGGAUCCUCAUCGUGGUCUCGUUGCUCGCCUACGUGGGGCUCUUCUCCUCUCUCAUCGUUUGGUUUUAUAUUUACCCCAUUAACCUCCACUGGCUGGAGCAUCUCACCUGCCUGCCCUUCACAAGCAAGUUUUGUGAAAAGUAUGACAUAGACCACAACAUCAACGACGUGGUGCACUAACCUCCCGGUGGUGAGAGAGUUGGCUUCCAGGUCUAAGCAUCUGACAAUCAGUUUUAUCUUGUAAAUAAAACUGGAAGCUUCUCCUGUCUGCCCAGUUAAACUCGUUCAGACGUUCCAGUCCUCAGGGAGGAGGCACGAUCAGGGUUUUUUAUUUGUUCAGCACCAACCAAACCUCCUGGAAUCAGUAGAGAAGAUGGCCGCACCUCUGGCCGGCAGUCGUCGUCCCUUUGAGUCUCCAGGCAAUAAAAUCACUUCGGUGAGGAUUUGACUGUUAAAAGAUGUUAAACAAACAAGCACCUUCCUAUAAGUUCGUCUUUUUUCACAGUAUUUGGUGUCAACACUACAAAAGCAGGGAGCUGUUCUUCUUAGUCCUUUAAAUACAGUUUGUUUUAUUUCUCUAUUGGAUGAUUGAUGCUCUGCUGGUGUCCAAAGGUAAAGCUACGUUCAGACCGCAAGCAGCAGAAGCAGCAAAAACACACAUGCUGCUUCAUU
Molecule: messenger RNA, 3075 nt
Organism: Cyprinodon variegatus (sheepshead minnow)
Lineage: Eukaryota; Metazoa; Chordata; Actinopteri; Cyprinodontiformes; Cyprinodontidae
Gene: rhbdf2
Product: rhomboid 5 homolog 2 (Drosophila)
Exons: 17
Coding region: 280-2583 (767 amino acids)
Biological process (GO): regulation of epidermal growth factor receptor signaling pathway; regulation of protein secretion
Cellular component (GO): endoplasmic reticulum membrane
Molecular function (GO): serine-type endopeptidase activity
Source: RefSeq, a predicted model, not a curated record